Messenger RNA from Macrosiphum euphorbiae (potato aphid), 1785 nucleotides. NCBI's taxonomy places the organism in Eukaryota, Metazoa, Arthropoda, Insecta, Hemiptera, Aphididae. The record is from the annotation of a GenBank genome assembly.
AUGUCAAUUAAGGAUGUACGUUUUGGUUUCAAUUUUCUUACAGAUACAAAUAUCAAGGCAUGUAUGGAUUCUGUAAAAGAAUUGGAACUCACUUUUGCCUGUUUACCUGUGUCAAGUCUUAGGUUAAAAUCUAAUUCUAAAGUAUUAGAUCCAUCUAGUACCGUCAUGAAUCCUGAGUUUUGCCAAAAGUGGUGUCAUUGUGUUGUUGCAAGCAUUUCUCAACCUAAUGUUGAUUCGGAAAUUGAAAGUACCAGACUAGAAAAUCAAAAAUCUUUUACACAAGACAUUUCAUGGGCUUCAUUUUUAAAUGUGUAUUGCAUUAUGUUUGAGUUACCACUACAUGGAGAUGUUGUAAAUUUGGUUAGAUUGCUAGACAAUCAAAUUGAUAUAUAUAUCAAUUCUGCUGUAUUAAUACAGUUUUGGGCAUUAGUACCAAUAGUCAACUUAAAAACAGACCCUUGGAAAAAAUGGACUAAAUUCAUAUCAUCAAUAAGAAAUGUAAAUAGAAUAAAAUUAGCAUUGGAAAUUGGGCCUGAGCUACCUAGUGACGAAGAACUUGACCGUUGGUUAGGAGAGCCAGUUGCAGCUUUGAUAAUACAGUCUAAAAUAUUUAUGACCAAUAAAAAAGGUUAUCCAGUGUUAUCUAAGCCUCAUCAAGAAUUUAUCAAAAAAAUGUUCAAUAUAGGCUGUCAAAUUGUAAUAUCUGGACAGUUAGGUAUUAAACAACAAUUCAACUACUUAGGCCAUCUAUACCAAAAUACUACAUCAUUAACCCCUUAUAGUUCUGACUUUAUAAGCGGCUUUGAAGAUUAUCUUCAGACACCAUUACAACCAUUGAAACAUAAUUUGCAGUCGUAUGUUUAUGAGACAUUUGAGCAAGAUCCUAUCAAGUAUUAUGAGUAUCAAAGAGCAAUAUCAAAAGCUUUAAUUGAUAAAUAUGAAGAUAAAGUACUUGUUGUUUAUGUUGUUGGCGCUGGUCGUGGUCCAUUAGUAGAUGCUACUUUUGAAGCAGCUAAGGAAUCAAAUAUUAAAGUCAAAAUAAGUGCCAUUGAGAAAAAUGAAAAUGCUUUACCAUCAUUAUUCUUAAAAAAUAAAGAAAAAUGGGAAAAUCGUGUUACUAUUAUUAAUAAGGAUAUGCGGUUAUGGAAUCCAUCAGAAAAAUGUGAUAUUUUAGUAUCAGAGCUAUUGGGGUCUUUUGGUGAUAAUGAAUUAUCUCCAGAGUGUUUAGAUGGAGCUCAAAAUUAUUUGAAAAAAGAUGGAAUCAGUAUACCUUCAAGUUAUACUUCUUAUCUAGGACCAAUACAAUCACGUAAAUUGCAUGCAGAAAUAUCGUCCAUUAAGAGAAAUAAUGAUAAUUGUAACUUUCAAAAACCUUAUGUAGUACAAUUAAACAAUGUCUAUUCUAUAGCUCCACCAAAAGCCCUUUUUACAUUUGUUCACCCAAAAAAAAAUUUAGAAGAGAGUAAUAACAGAGAUGGGUUUUUGAAAUUCAAUAUCUCCCAAGAUUGCGUUUUGCAUGGAUUUGCUGGUUACUUUGAAACUGUACUUUAUAAAGACGUACGUCUUAGCAUUGUUCCAGAAUCAUUUAGUGAUGGCAUGUUCAGUUGGUUUCCUGCUUACUUUCCUCUAAUAAAACCAAUAUUACUUGAUAAAGGAGAAGAAAUUCAAAUCAAUUUUUGGCGGUGCAGUGACAAGUUCAAAGUGUGGUAUGAAUGGUGUAUGACAAAACCGUAUCAGAGCAUUAUACACAAUAUAAAGGGAGAAAUGUAUUUUAUGUCACUCUAA